AAGAUGAAGAGGAAUUACUAUCAGAAAUAGAAGCUUUUCAGAUUGCUAUACAACAAAGAUUAGCAAGAAUAGAAUUGCCUUUAUGUUUUCCAAAACAAAUCUCAGUUCCUAAAAUUGAAAAUGAAGAAGUUGAAAUCUUCUAUCUAACUGCUAUGAAGGAUGUUGAAGAAACUUUUACAGAUAUACAAACUACAAUGGAUCUAUUCGAUUAUCAAGACAU
Racocetra persica is the source of this 220-nucleotide messenger RNA. The record is from the annotation of a GenBank genome assembly. NCBI's taxonomy places the organism in Eukaryota, Fungi, Glomeromycota, Glomeromycetes, Diversisporales, Gigasporaceae.